UGUCUUUGAGCUCUGCGGGGAGACAUGGAGUACCCGGAGCUGAAGAAGGGUGAGGUUGACCUCGGUACCUCGAUUAUGGGCGUGGCGUUUGACGGCGGCGUGGUGAUCGGCGCCGACUCGCGGACGACGACGGGCUCGUACAUUGCCAACCGGGUGUCUGACAAGCUGACGCAGCUUGCGGACAACAUCUACUGCUGCCGGUCCGGGUCUGCGGCUGACACGCAGGCUGUGGCCGAGUACGUCAAGUUCCAUCUCGCCAUGCAUAAGGAGGAGAUCGGCGGCGAGCCCAAGGUGUCGGUGGCGGCAAGGGUGGUCGGCUCGAUGGUGUACAACAACAAGGACUCGCUCAUGGCUGGCAUCAUCAUUGCAGGCUGGGACGAGGUCGACGGCGGCUCGGUCCACAUUGUGCCGCUCGGUGGCGGCGUCGUCAAGAUGCCGUUUGCCAUCGGUGGCUCGGGCUCGACUUACAUCUACGGCUGGGUCGACGACAACUACAAGGAGGGCAUGACCCGCGACGAGUGCAUCGAGUUUGUCCGUAACGGCCUCGCCCUCGCCAUGGCUCGCGACGGCUCCUCCGGUGGCCUCAUCCGCAUGGCUGUCAUUGAUAAGGACGGCGUCGAGCGCAUGAUGAUCCCGGGCAACGAGCUCCCGCGCUUCUUUGACAAGUGAGGAGCGCAUGCCGUGCGGCGGUGGACGCCGCGACGAGGACUGUGUGUAGAAGGAUGAAUGUAAAGAGUGAAGGUGCGAGA
Thecamonas trahens ATCC 50062 is the source of this 749-nucleotide messenger RNA. Its product is annotated as proteasome subunit beta type-6. Gene Ontology annotation, cellular component: proteasome core complex. Lineage: Eukaryota; Apusomonadida; Apusomonadidae. The record is from RefSeq and is a predicted model, not a curated record. The transcript is spliced from 2 exons. The coding region runs from base 25 to 669 and encodes 214 amino acids. Gene Ontology annotation, molecular function: threonine-type endopeptidase activity.